AUGGAGGUGGCGAUGGCUUUGGUGGCCGUUGAUGGGGUUGCCUCUUGCCGCCAAAGAGAGAGAGAUGGUGAUGAUGCAGUCAGUUGGGUAAGAGACAUAGCACCCUCACAUUAUGUACUGAGGAUUGAAUCAUUCUCCAAUCUUACCAAGAUGAUGUCCGAAGGGGAUGCCAAAUUUUUCAAGUCCAAACCGUUCGAAGCUAGUGGUUAUAAAUGGAUAUUCUCUAUGUAUCCCAAUGGUGUUGGUGAUAGUAAAGGGCACAUUUCUGUGUUUUUGUGUAUUAAAGAUACAGAUGCAUUGCCUUUGGGUUGGAAGAUAUACGCAGAUUUAAAGUUUUUUAUAUUUGAUAAGAAGCAUGACAAAUAUUCGGUUUUCCAAGAAGGGGGUAUAAACACGUUUCAUUGUUUGAAACCAGAAUGUGGUAUAUCAAAAUUGGUACCUCGUGCUGUGUUUGAUGAUACUGCAAAUGGGUAUUUAGUUGAUGGCAUGUGUGUUUUUGGUGUUGAAGUUUUUGUGCUACAUUCUAAGUUUGUAGAACAACAUCUAUGCCCUUCAGUCAAAGUAAGUAAAACCUACACUUGGAAGGUAUCAAGUUUUAGUAAUAUGGACAGCAAAAGUUGUUAUUCAGAUAAAUUUACUGCAGCUUCCUUCCAAUGGAAAUUGAGACUCGAUCCUCAGGGACAGAAUAGUAACAAGUCUAAUGGGCUGAGCCUGAGUUUGUUUCUGGAGCUUGUUGAUCCCGGAAUUACUUCUAACGGGCUGUUUGUACAUUUCAUAUUACGCAUUAUAAAUCAAAAGUCAGGGAAACAUCGCGAGAUGCAAUAUUGUUGUUGCUUUGCUUCUGGAUCUUUAACAUGGGGCUGGGAUGCGUUUAUGCCGCUGGCUGAUCUUCAAGAUUUAUCUAAUGGCUUCCUUGUUGAUGAUUGUAUUAUGAUUGGAGCAUGUAUCAAGAAUGUGUCUGCCCUUCUGUAG
This is a messenger RNA of Ipomoea nil (Japanese morning glory), 972 nucleotides long. RefSeq lists its product as uncharacterized. Gene Ontology annotation, molecular function: protein binding. The transcript has 6 exons. The coding region runs from base 1 to 972 and encodes 323 amino acids. NCBI's taxonomy places the organism in Eukaryota, Viridiplantae, Streptophyta, Magnoliopsida, Solanales, Convolvulaceae. The record is from RefSeq and is a predicted model, not a curated record.